Symbiodinium necroappetens is the source of this 199-nucleotide messenger RNA. The record is from the annotation of a GenBank genome assembly. Lineage: Eukaryota; Dinophyceae; Suessiales; Symbiodiniaceae.
GUAUCAUUCCGUUCGGAAGCAGCUGGAGCUGGCCGGCCUCCAUGAUGAGACGGGCUUAGAGUUCCUUUCCUGGUUGGGCCUGUUGCAAGACAUGCCCUUGCCGCAAGCUGCGGCGGACUGCCCCCUGGAUGUGGUUGCUCAACUGCUGCAGCGGCCAGAAACGGCAUACCAGUCCGGCGAGCGGGACAUGGCUGCUUGA